This is a messenger RNA of Mucor velutinosus, 336 nucleotides long. RefSeq lists its product as uncharacterized. Gene Ontology annotation, cellular component: nucleolus. The record is from RefSeq and is a predicted model, not a curated record. The transcript is spliced from 3 exons. The coding region runs from base 1 to 336 and encodes 111 amino acids. NCBI's taxonomy places the organism in Eukaryota, Fungi, Mucoromycota, Mucoromycetes, Mucorales, Mucoraceae.
AUGUCUUCGGCGUACGACCACGUCAAGAAAGGGUCACUGAAAUUCAAAGGUGGUGAAUCAGCGUCCAUCAAAAAAAAGAAGAAGAAGUCUUCAAAAUCAAGCAAGGAAAAGAUGGAUCGUGCUCUACGUGAAGAACAGAGCAAAUUGAAGCAAGUCUAUCAAGAUGUGGAAAAGACAGAGGCAGAACGCAAAUUCGAAGAGAUCAAGCGACAAAGACAAAUGGAAAGAGUGUCAAAAGCAGCUGCUAAAUCACAUAAAGAUCGAGUUCAAGAAUUCAAUCAUAAAUUGGAACAAUUGAGCGAGCAUCAUGAUAUUCCUAAAGUGGGUCCAGGCUAA